AUGGCGCCAGCACAGAGCAAGCCGACGCUGCUCACAAUUCCACGGGAACUGCGGGACAUCAUAUACGGUUACACCUUCACGCGUGUGGUCAGGCUCCGAAGUCCCGAGCUGCGCAAACAAAUCAGAGAGCAAUACGAUACCCCCCUCGACAGGUCCAAAUAUCGAGAUACGAACGCCGGCAUCCUGCUUGCCUGCAAACAACCCCACGAUGAAGCUCUCAGCCUCUACUACAGCUGUAGUAUCUUCCUCAUCAACGAUGCACGCCGGCUGCGUAGCUGGGCACUCCACACCAAGAUCAAGUCCGAGCUGGUCCACCGCAUCAAGACAAUUCGUAUCUGCCACCGCCGAGAGGGCUGGUGGCCAUUCGUGGACCGGCUGAAUCGCGUGCGAUCUCAUCUGGAGGGACUGCACGCGAUGUCCAACAUGAUAGAGACAGUGGCAGUCAAGAUCUAUUUUGGCGGUCGCCUAUCGAGGUCUGACCAGAACGCAGAGGCGAACGAGGAGAGCUAUAAGUACGACUCAUCCGAUGAACUCUGGGUGCCGGUCGGCCACGAGGCUAUGAGCGCGUGGGAACAGUGCUGGGAUACGGAGCUGGCCAGUUCGAUCUACUAUUAG
This is a messenger RNA of Fulvia fulva, 615 nucleotides long. RefSeq lists its product as uncharacterized. Lineage: Eukaryota; Fungi; Ascomycota; Dothideomycetes; Mycosphaerellales; Mycosphaerellaceae. The coding region runs from base 1 to 615 and encodes 204 amino acids. The transcript is spliced from 2 exons. The record is from RefSeq and is a predicted model, not a curated record.